AUGGCUAUUACAAGUCAUAUCAUAAAUGUAUUUUGCAAGGUGUUACUAGAAGCACAGAAAGAAUUGGUGGACUACAAAGGACUCGGUAUAAGUGUUCUUGAAAUGAGCCAUCGGACCUCAGAUUUCACAAAGAUUUUAAACACAGCUGAAAAUCUCAUGCGUGAAUUACUGAAUAUACCAGAAAACUACAAAGUUAUUUUCCUCCAAGGAGGUGGAUCUGGUCAGUUCAGUGCGGUCCCACUGAAUCUCAUUGGUUUAAAGGAGGGAAGACAAGCAGAUUAUGUGGUUACUGGAGCUUGGUCAGCAAAAGCAGCUAAAGAAGCAGAGAAGUAUGCCAAAGUGAAUAUCGUUCAUCCAAAACUAGGAGCCUAUACAAACAUUCCUGACCCAAGCACUUGGAACCUUAAUCCAGAUGCAUCUUAUGUCUAUUACUGUGCUAAUGAGACUGUACAUGGUGUGGAGUUUGACUUUGUACCUGAUGUCAAAGGAGCAGUCUUGGUUUGUGAUAUGUCAUCAAACUUCCUGUCCAGACCUGUGGAUGUUUCCAAGUUUGGUGUGAUUUUUGCUGGUGCUCAGAAGAAUAUUGGCUGUGCUGGAGUUACUGUUGUAAUAGUACGUGAGGACUUGCUGGGAUUUGCACUGAAGGAAUGCCCUGUAGUACUGGAUUACAAAACACAAGCAGUGAAUGGCUCUUUGUAUAACACUCCACCCUGCUACAGUAUUUAUAUCAUGGGAUUGGUGCUGGAAUGGAUAAAGAAUAAUGGCGGAGCUGCAGCUAUGGAUAAACUUAGUUUAAUCAAAUCACGAACGAUUUACGACAUUAUAGACAAAUCUAAUGGAUUCUAUGUAUGUCCAGUGGAGAAGAAGAACCGAAGCAGAAUGAAUGUCCCUUUCCGUAUUGGCAGUAUUAAGGGCGAUGAAGCGCUGGAAAAGAAGUUUCUGGAGAAAGCGGUGGAACUUAACAUGAUAUCUCUGAAGGGGCAUCGAUCUGUGGGAGGAAUCCGUGCCUCUUUAUAUAAUGCGGUGACCGUGGAAGAUGUUCAGAAGCUUGCAACGUUCAUGAGAAGCUUCAUGCAGAUGAACCGGUCAUAAAUGCCUGUGGGCUAUGGCCAUACUGCACAUCUGUGAUAUAAAAGCUAAAGGGUUUGAAAGUUACUGUGGUACUGCACAGCUGUAGCGCACGAGUUAUAUUUUCUUUUAGUUCUUGUAGCUGUUUUAGUUAACUGCAUGGGAUUGAGGCUCAGUCUUGCAAUGACUUGUCAGCCUUGGCUUCACUGUCCGGUGAGGAUCCCCAGACUGAUCAAGAUAGGUUCAAAAAUUUACAGAACAGUAUUAUCAAUGUGUAGUUAAAUAGUGAGUAGCAUUGUAAGAUGCUAUGGAUCU
Molecule: messenger RNA, 1383 nt
Organism: Eurypyga helias (sunbittern)
Lineage: Eukaryota; Metazoa; Chordata; Aves; Eurypygiformes; Eurypygidae
Gene: PSAT1
Product: phosphoserine aminotransferase 1
Exons: 9
Coding region: 1-1092 (363 amino acids)
Biological process (GO): L-serine biosynthetic process
Cellular component (GO): cytoplasm
Molecular function (GO): O-phospho-L-serine:2-oxoglutarate transaminase activity; pyridoxal phosphate binding
Source: RefSeq, a predicted model, not a curated record